Aureobasidium subglaciale EXF-2481 is the source of this 762-nucleotide messenger RNA. RefSeq lists its product as uncharacterized. Bases 1 to 762 code for a protein of 253 amino acids. NCBI's taxonomy places the organism in Eukaryota, Fungi, Ascomycota, Dothideomycetes, Dothideales, Saccotheciaceae. The transcript has 2 exons. Gene Ontology annotation, molecular function: ATP binding; ATP-dependent chromatin remodeler activity. The record is from RefSeq and is a predicted model, not a curated record.
AUGCUGCGUAUGAUGGAGAGGUCGGCACUCUAUGCCGCCAUCCUCGCUGACGAGAUGGGCCUCGGCAAGACCAUCUCUGUCUACAGCACCAUUGUCGCCGGCGCCCGCUAUGCCGAGCGAAAUGAGCGCUCUAGCAUCCUUAAUGGAAUGGACAAGAUCGAAGACUUAAAGGAACACGUCGCCUCCCUCGACCCUUACGACCCUUCCACCGAGCGCCAUGUCUACAUCACAACUGUCGGGACCUGGGCGCACCGGAGCGUGAAGCAGAAGGAGGGCGUUAAGCGUGUGAACAGGGCUAACGGAGGGGCUAAAAACGUCGACGCUUACCGCGAGGAUGCAGACGACGAGGUAAUAGAGACCAUAAACGAGAAUGAUGCAGCCGACUGGGAACACCAUUGUCAGGGCAAGUUCGGCAGAGUCGUAGUUAACGAGGCACAUUGCAUUAAGGGUACUCGUACUAAGGCGCAUAAGGCCGUAGUGGAGACCAACGCUAAUGCGGUGAUCCUCCUAACUGGCACACCAAUCUCGAACCGACUAUUACAGUUCUCGGGCCUCCUAAGUGUUAUCGUCAGACCCGACAUAGACCUCGACCAUCACGACGACCUCGCUAGCGACGACGAUCCGCAUAAUUACGUCCAGUCGAUAAGUGACAUAACAGAUGCCUUUAAGGGCAUGACUGUCGAGCAAAAGUUGUCCUCGGACAACUUUUCUAAGUUCUUUAAAGUCCUGAACCCCGAGAGAUUCGCCUAUCUCGCCAGGUAG